AUUCUUUGAUGACGCGACCUCGAUCAAAGUUUGUUUUUUUUAUCGCUCUAAAUGAAUUGAUGAAUUGAUUGAAAUGAUUCAAACAAUCAAGAAAGUCAUUUUUCAAUAACCUUCAGGUUUUAUUAUUGUCAAUACUUAAUCACAGUCAUUAUAUUCAUCUAUAACUAAUCAAUAUAUCAACUAAUGAAUGAAUGGAUUUAAAAAUCAUAGGUUUCAACUAUAGCUCUUAAUGCAAGACAACUUGCAUAUUUGUGUGCGUGUGUGUGUGUGUGUGUAAUGUGCCUUGACGAUGCAAUUAACUUUUAAUCAUCAUCAAUCCUUUUAAUCAUCAUUUGUGAUUAUGGUUUCUUGUGUCAUUUCAAGCCUGUUGUUUUUAUUGUGGUUGGCUUUUAUCGAUUUCCACGUUUUCAUUAUUGAAUCUGUUGCAUUUGAAACAUAUGAUCCAUUGAUGAAUCUAUGAGCAUUGAUUUAUGGUACAACCAAUGUUCUGCUAUUGUUCUACCAGAUUGUUCGGCUCUUCGAAUAUAUCCAUUAUGCUUUGAUAAAUAUGCAUCAUCUCGCACAACAAUUCCAAAAUCAAUUCCCCAAACUAUAUAUAACAUAGAAAUUCAUUCAUUUAUAUAAAUCGGUUUUUUUUCAAAUCUCACAAUGUAUGUAAAUCAACACCGAUUUACCGUGAAUACUAGCAGCAGCAUAGUAUACUACCAAUAAUUUACCAGGAAAAAUAUACACAUAGACCGUGAAAAAUAUUUCCUUCUCAGAAUUCAAUUGAAAUGUGCAUGUAUAUAAGUGUUAUACGCGCGUGUCAACACAACAAACAGUGUUUGAUGAAAAGAGAUGUAUACCAUAUUGAUGUGAUAUCUGGUGAACCAAAAUGUUUUGACGCCGACUCUUCGUGAACCAGUUUUUAUGAUUACUGAAAAUUGAAACUUCGAAAAACUCUUUACAUCAAAAAAAAACUAUAGAAAACCAAUAAAAAUACCAUCGAAAAGAAAACCGUCAUUUUAUGAAUUGUCAAGUUAACCAUUAAAUGAUGUACAGUUGAGACCAGAUCAAAAAACUUUGGCAAUAUUAUCAUACGACAAAUCAAAUGUUUGAAUCCUCUUGGCAUCUCAGCUUGGUCGUCUUCACAUUUAUACAUAGCCAUACAGUUCAUAUCAGUACAGCUCAGUCGUCACAGUUGUACAUGUUGGUUUGGUUGCUUGGUGGCAAUAUACAGCUAGAAAACGACCAGAAAAUUUCAGCUGCUUGUUAAGAAUUGAAUCCAGCCAACAAUCAAUCAGUUGAUGAAAAUUUUGGCUGCUGCUAUUGCACACCUCUAUACAGACACAUCAAAAUUCAAUCUGCGGCUUUCUCUGUUGCAUCCUUUUGCUGCUGUCUCUCUCUCAUGAUCCAUAUUCUCAUCAUCAUUGUGAUUAUGACCACAGCACCGGCACUGAAUUGUCAGUGUAUAUAUAUCGUAGUUGGUAGCUUCAAGUGAUGUGAUCCGAUUCAUUCGAACAACAAACAAACAAUCGAUGGACAUGGCUGAUUGACUUUGUUUUCAUAAUAAAAAAAUUGAUUUAUUCUUUUUAACCAAUUUGUUUCGUUCAAUUUCAUCAUUGCAAUUUAUGCAAUAAUCUUUCAUCUAAUUCAAGUUUUAUCAUUCAUCAAAAUCUUUAAACCCAUCAACAUACGAAAAUGUUCAAAUGUAUACCGAUAUUUCGUGGCUGUAACCGCCAAAUUGAAGUAAUCGAUAAACGCCAUAGCAGCUUGCCAAUUGUACCGGAAGAUAUAUUCCGUUAUGCAAGAACAUUGGAAGAACUUCAGCUUGAUGCCAAUCAUAUACGUACAUUGCCUAAGGGCAUGUUUCGGCUGGUCAAGUUACGAAAAUUAACACUAAGUGAUAAUGAAAUAUCACAGAUACCAUCAGAAAUUGGAAAUCUCAAUCAAUUAGAAGAGCUAAAUGUAUCGAAAAAUGAAAUUAUUGAAAUACCAGACUCGAUAAGAAACCUAAAAAACUUACAGAUUGCUGAUUUUAGUUCAAAUCCGGUUCAAAUACUUCCAAUGGAAUUCAGCCAAUUGCAUGCACUGAAAUCAUUGGCGUUGAAUGAUAUAUCUUUACAACAGCUUCCCAAUAAUUUUGGCUCACUACAGAAUCUUGAAUCGCUGGAAUUGCGUGAUAAUCUAAUCAAAAAACUUCCACCAACAUUAUCCAUGUUGGUUAAUUUAGAACGAUUAGAUUUGGGUGCCAAUGAUUUCAGUGAACUACCAGCCAUGAUUGGUCAACUACCGAAUUUGCAAGAAUUGUGGCUCGAUCAAAAUGAGCUUUCUACGUUGCCUAAAGAAAUUGGUCGGCUAAAAAAACUCGCUUGUUUGGAUGUUAGUGAUAAUCGCCUGGAAUACUUACCUGAAGAAAUUUCUGGUUGUGAAUCGCUAACGGAUUUGCAUCUAUCCCAGAAUCUACUUGAAACCCUUCCCGAUGGCAUUGGACAGCUAAGUAAAUUAACCAUUUUCAAAAUUGAUCAGAAUCGCCUCGAAUCAUUGAAUCCGACUAUCGGCGGUUGUUCGUGUUUGCAAGAAUUAAUUCUUACUGAAAAUAAACUGACCGAAUUACCACCUACGAUUGGAAAUUUGGUCAUGCUUACGAAUUUUAAUGUUGAUCGAAAUUUUCUUAGAGAAAUUCCGCCACAAAUCGGCAAUUUAACUCGUCUGGGUGUUCUUUCGUUUCGCGAAAAUCAAAUAACAUCCAUUCCUCCUGAAAUAGGCCAACUUAAAGAACUUCGUGUUUUGGAUAUAUCUGGCAACAAGAUUCCAUUUCUUCCAUAUUCGAUUACUGCAUUAAAUUUGAAAGCUCUUUGGUUAGCCGAAAAUCAAUCACAACCAUUGUUGAAAUUCCAGACGGAUGUUGAUGAGAAUACUGGACAGAAAAUUCUCACUUGUUUUCUAUUACCACAACAAGAUUUCAAAACUGAUUUGCAAUUCGAUGCAUUUGAAGAAAAUUCACUCGAACGUGUGAAUUCAUUAAACUGGGAUCAACCACGGCAUUCUUCUGUUAAAUUUGAUGUCGACCUAGACGACGAAGAAGGUGAUGAUGUUAUUGAUGACGAUAGUGACCCAUUAAUUUCUGCGUCUGGAACCAGUGCUGAACCAAAUUUUGUUCGUCACGAUACCCCACAUCCUCGAGAAUUGAAAGCACGUCAUUUGAAAUUGUUUGCUAAUCGUGACAAUAAUGCCACACAGCAACAUCAGCUAGAAACGCCAAAUGUUGAAUAUGAAAAUCAGAAAGAAUCGAGUGUUGAUCAGAAUGACGAACUAGAACUGCCACAUCGUUUCAAAAAUCAUCACCAAGAUACAGAUAAUAGCUCACAAUCUUCUGUCAUAAUUAAAGAUGAUGAUACUAAUGCCGAUGAACCUAUCGAACCAAUGGAACAGAAACCUGUCCAUUCAGCUGCAACUGCAGCUGCUCUUAGCAGUUCAUAUUUCCACAAUCGAGCUUUUCAGGAUUUUGUCGAUGCCUCUGGUCUCGAUUCUACUGUAGCUGAUCAAACUAAAGAACAUGUUGUCCAUACUGAUUCAAAUCAUACAAGCACCACACAAAAAGUAGGACGUCAUGUUGGUUUUGAAAACGAUUUAAACAUUGUAUCAAACACUCAAUCGUUCAAUUCCAUCGAUCCUCAUCAAUAUCACCAUGAACGUCAAGAUGAUGAGGAUGACGAUGCACCGGUGGAAAAGCUGAACACAAGAUUACAUCGUCGAGAUACACCACAUCAUCUCAAAAACAAACGUGUCAAUACAAAUUCAACAAAAGAAGAAAAAGAAAAAAUUGUAAACAUUUUAUCCAAGACGAAUGUAGAGAAACCUCAGCCUCCAAUAACAAUAAAACCUAUAAUCGAAAUUCAAAAUGGUCCAAUAUUAGCCAAUGUGACAAAAGAACUGCGUUUGAAAUUAAAAAAACAUGGUCAAUCAAUGGGAUUAUCAAUAGCAGGAGGCCUCGGUUCUUCUCCUUAUAAAGGUGAUGAUGAAGGAAUUUUCGUAUCACGUGUUACUGAAAAUGGUCCAGCGGAAAUUGCUGGUCUGAAAGUUGGUGACAAAAUUCUGGCCGUAAAUGAUUAUGAUUUCUCACGGAUCGACCAUCAUGAUGCUGUGCAGCGACUAAAGUCAGCUGGCGAAGAAUUUUGGCUAUUAGUCGAGCGAGAAAUGAUUACUAAUCAUUCGAUUUCUUCACCAGCCGUUGCACCAUCAACCGGAAUAAAUAAAGUGCCUCCAGUACCUCCGGUACGAACAUCAGUCAUAUCAAAAAGUACGACCAAUUCAAACGAUAGUAGUACGCUCGCACAGCAACCAUUGAAAUCGGUCUUACGACCUCCUCUCGGAGAUAAAAAACCAUCAGCAACAUCUUCAGUUUCAUCAUCACAACUUCCGUCCACGACUGCUAAACCAAUCCCAUCGAAAUUAAAUCUGAAUCGACAUUCAUCAGGAGAUAUUGGCAAUACUACUAAUCCAUUAUGUCAACAACAAUUGGGUAAAGAAAUCAUUUACACAACAUUAAUUCGUAGUGAUGGCGGUCUAGGGUUCAGUAUAACAUCUGGUAAACCAGGCAUCAAAGAUGAUGAAUCCAAUCGGCCAAAUGAUGAUGGCGUCUACAUAUCUCGAAUAUUUGAAGGUGGGCCAGCCGAAUCGGAUGGCAAACUAAAAGUUGGCGACAAAAUUUUAUCAAUUAAUGGUAUUAGCUGUGAUGGUCUUGAUCAUGAUCAAGUGAUCGGUAUUAUCACUGGCCUGGAGAGAUUUGUUCGUUUGGUUGUUGAACGAGAAGGCGUGCCAGUUACCGAGAAGAAUCUUCCUUAUCAACAAUAUUCUACUGGCCUAACAUAUUCAUCUAACUCGUACAUGGCCAAUAGACCAUCAUACACUGGAUCAUAUCGACGACCAUUACUGGGCUCCGUAUCGAGCCUUUCACAUUCAAAUGCAUUAGAUAGUGGAAUAACUGGUUCAGCUGGUACCAUUUCCACUCCAUCUACACCAUCAUUUACACAUGGAUCCAAACCAUUGAGUUCCAUUUUUAACGCUAAAUUACCUGGUCUUCGUGGCAAUACCGAUUCGAAUCCUUAUUCAUCAUCAUCAACGAAUCGAUCUAUUAAUAAUCGUUUAAAUAGUGCCUUACAAACAUCAGCUGUAAAAAAUAUUACCAAUCAUCAUUCAUCAAAUACAUCUUCAUCGAGAAGUUCAUCCGUUCCACCACCACAAAAUCGGCCGCUCACUGUAGCCAGAUCAUCUGUUUCAGAUGACAAGGAAUCAAGAAGUCCUAUAGGUGAUGCUGAUGGCACUUUGAUUGCAAAUAACAUGAAUAAUUCAGUGACGGAAACAUCUUUAGCAGCACAGUUUCCACCUGCACCAAAUGAUUUGGGUGUGUUUACUGAAGUAUUAACCAAAACUACCUACACAGAGAAUACCGUAACACGCGUGACGAAUAAUAAUUCUAAUAUGUCACUACCAACGAUAGAAGAGGCAGUUGUCAUACAAAAAGGUGAUAAUGGCGGAUUGGGGCUAAGUAUCAUUGGUGGCUCUGAUCAUUCUUGUCAUCCUUUUGGUAAUAAUGGUCGUGAACACGGAAUAUACGUAUCAAAAGUUGUCGCUGAUGGUGCAGCUUCACAAACGGCGAAACUUCGUAUAGGAGAUCGCAUACUUGAAGUUAAUGAUAUUGAUAUGUCCAAUGCAACCCAUGCUGAAGCUGUUCAAGCAUUAACUUCGAAUUCCAAUUCACAACCUAACCAGGUGAUGCUGAAAAUCCGUCAUGAACCUUUACCACCUGGUUGGAAGGAAUUUAUCAUUCAAAAAUCGCCCAACGAAAAAUUGGGUAUGAAAAUCAAAGGCGGUGCGAAUGGCCAACCUGGAAAUCCUUUUGACAGAGAAGAUGAAGGAAUAUUCAUAUCACAAAUAAAUCUUGGUGGUGCAGCUGCACGAGAUGGCCGUUUAAAACCAGGUAUGCGUAUCAUCGAAGUUAAUGAUGCUAGUUUAUUGGGCGUCUCUCAUCAUCAAGCCGUUCAAGAAUUGAGAAAUCAAGGCCUACGUAUUCGUGUUCUUGUCUGUGAUGGUUAUGAUCCACAACAGGUUCCUAUUGCAAAUAAUGAGAAUAACAUUAAUACCAACAGUAAUUAUGCAGUAAUUAAUAAUAAUCAUCAAUCUCCAUUUAUGAACGACUCGCCAUCGUUUAUGGCAAAUGAUAUGUCCUCACCAGAAAACACACCUGUCAUUUCCCCGCAACAUCCCAGUUCGGGUGAUGAUCAAGAUUCAGUGUUUGUUACCACACCAACCAGCCCAUCUUUGUCUAACAAACAGUCUUCUUCAGAGCAGAAAAAAACGACAACAGUCAUUAUGAAAAAACACCAGACAAUGUCAUCGCCAUCGAUUACUAGAUCGCCCAUCAAUCCAUUUACGGAACACCCAUCAUCAACAUCAGAAUCUUCACCAGCAUUGGAUCCGCUUCUGACAUCAAAAAUGCCUGGAGCCAAGCCACCAGUGCCACCGAAAAAACCAGACUUAUUAUUGAAUGCUGCUAUUAGCAAUAAAGCAACAAACUUGACGCCCAACACUAAAUUAGAGCAUCCAGAGUGGAUGUCCUUCAGUGAAAAAAAACGCCAUUUCGAACGCGCUACAAGUCCUGCGAGUUCACAGCAAUCUUCUGGCCAACAAUCAGUACCAAUUUCGCCUCCACAACCUAAUCACCAUCAGCAGCAAACCAAAGAAACAAUCACCAAAACAGAACGUUUAGUCGAUACACCUGAAGCUGAAAUAACGACCAAGGAAACAGUACGUAAAGUAGAAUCCUAUUCCCAAUCAAGAAAAGAAAUUCUUCUUUCCAACGAUGAGCUACAACAAUUCAAAGACAGCGUGCUUAAUUCAUCAAAGUAUUUGGCCAAUCAAGAUAUUCAUGAUAACGAUGAUGAUAAUGAUGAGGAAAAUCUUGAUGAAUUUGAUAAGAAUAAGCCUUUUGAUGAAGAAACGAAAGAAAUUUUCUACACGGAGACUACCACUGAAGAUGGAGUGAUCAGCGAACAUCAGCAAAAACGAGUGUUUCGAACUGCCAAAGCUGAAAAACGAUACAUUGAAAAAAUGUUAAACUUAGGCAUUGAUAUACAAUCACAAGAAUAUGCUUGCCUUUCUCCUGUACAACGUAGAGCAUUAGAAGCCGAAAAACGUCGUGAAUGGCGUCAAGCACGGUUACAAUCUUUGGAAGAGGAUGCUCGACGCACUUUAAUACAAUUUCAAAACAAUCAUCCUAGUAAAGAGAAUAUUAUCGAACCAUAAUCUUAUAUGUGACAAACAUGGGCAGCUUCUUCAUAUCGGCCAAUGGAUAAUUGAAUCUUUGUGCUUAUUAUUGUUGUUGUGUUGCCAAAGACUAAAAAGAUUUUUUUGAUUUCACUUAAAAUUUGACACUUAUUACAUCAUUGAUUUAUUCUUUAUCAAUAUUGUGAAAUAUUUUAUCCACUUUUUCAUUAUUUUUUAUUUUUGUUAUCGUGACCCUUUUUCCCUUUUUUGGAUGGACAUUCUGUACAAAAAACAGCCAAAAUUUUUUUUUUUUUUUGGUAUCUGGUCAUUGUCAUUGUACCACAAACCCCAUUAUACACCCGUUUCCCAAUUUUUUUGCAACUUUGACUUGUUUUUUGUAUGCGCCGUUGCCUCCUGUUCAUUUUUAACCCUGAAAUUAUUUUCCAACCUCAACUUAUAAGCCAACAAUUCAAGACUUAUCUUUUGGUAACAAUAAAUUUUUAAAAAAUGUA
This is a messenger RNA of Dermatophagoides farinae (American house dust mite), 7760 nucleotides long. The record is from RefSeq and is a predicted model, not a curated record. NCBI's taxonomy places the organism in Eukaryota, Metazoa, Arthropoda, Arachnida, Sarcoptiformes, Pyroglyphidae.